GCUCGUCAGUCCGUCCAAGCCCCUCCCCCAGCUAGCAGCGGUCGCUAACAAGUUAGUGGUGCUAGCAGUGGCUAAGCUACAUGCUAGCUGGCGCUUUGAGAAGAUGGCAACGGACUGGCAAACUUCAGCUAUUGAGCAAGCCGAAUUGAUAUCCAGUCGUCUCAGAGAGCUGUUGUCCACCGGGGAGGGAUAUAUCCGAUCGGAGUUUGGGGUGGAAUUGGGACUGACGCCUGAGCUGUACCCGUCAUGGGCGAUUCUCUCCGCGGCGGCCGCGGUGGGGCUGCUGGUCCUGUCGUGGGCCGCGGUCUGUAGCGGACUCUUCGGUGGGAAAAAGCUAGGAGCUCCGGUUACACAAGACAGUGGUGAUUCCCUCAAGGCCCAAGUGAAUAAGAUUGUGAAGCCCGAGGCACAAAAUAAAAAGACUAAAAAGAAAUCUACUGAAAAGAAGGCUCAGUAUAAUGGACGAACAGUUCCAGAGCCUCAGGAGGAAGUGACAGAAGAAAUUACCAAACCUUCCCCAGAGAUUACAACUGAGGUGAAGAAAACCAAGAAGAAAGCCAAACCCGAGGUUAAACCAGCCAAGAGGGUUUCUGCUGGCGAUGGCAAAGAGCCUGAUGAUGGUGCGUGGGAGACUAAGGUGAGUAACCGGGAGAAGCGGCAGCAGAAGAGGAAGGAGAAGGGGCCUGACGGGUCAGGAAGCCCGGAGGGGGUGCCGGUACCUCAACGCCAGGUGGAACAGCCUCCUCUCACCGCCACGGUCAACAGGAAGAACAGAGAGCCCUUGCACCUGAGGCCUGGGAAAGGAGAUUCUUUCACGACACCAGUGUCCACCAGCUGGAGAGAGGAGCCGUCAGUGAAUGGUGGAGGGUGGCCAGAUAUCUCCAUGAAGCUGCCCACCCAUAUAUGCUCUUCAGACGGGGAGAAGUGGCCGGCCAUCCCUAAAGGACCCCGACACUUGAAAUCUGAACCCACCUGGAGACAGGACACUGAAGGGUCGUGGAGUGGGGUUGAUGGGAGGAUGAAGAAUGAACUAAACACAUUACCCUCUGUACUUGGACUGAAGACUAUAGAGCACAUCACCCAUCCUGCCUCUGAGCUGCAGUGGGAAUGCCCCUCUCCUUCUGAUGAGUGGUCAGGAUUAAGCGGUAUUGCAGCAGCGGACCCCAGCUCAGACUGGAACGCCCCUACGGAGCUGUGGGGGAACUAUGAGGGACCCCCGGUGGUAGAGGCCCCCGGCCCCCCGCCCCAGGACACUGCACCCAACCACCCCCAGGGGGCACAGGGGUCAGACGAUGACAAGGAGAAGGAUGACUCUGCCGGGGGGGCUGCCAGGUCCAAGAAGAAGAAGAAUAGGAAGAAAAAAGCUGAGGAAGGUGGUCCUACAGGCCAGGUGACCUCUGACAGCAUGACAGUCACACCAGUGGAGAGUUCAGCACUUCCCCCAGCAGGGACCAAACAGUCCAUCUCCCAGCCGUCCUCACAGAAAAUAUCCGACCCGAGCUUCGAUGCUCCCAAGCCGUCCCAGAAGAAGAAGAGCCGGAAAGAGACAGGAAGUUAAGAAACAAGAACCCACAUGAAUUAUUAUGCAAAAGGAUUGUUCAAUGUGUUAUAAAUGCAAUCAAUCAUUUGCAAGUACAGACUUUUAUACAGAAUAGUUUGACUGUACUUUUUAAAUAUCCCCAAAAAAGAGAGAACAGCUCAUUUAGCUGGGGACUGGUCCUAUCAGGGGACCAGUCCCCUAACCUAUUACACUAAAUGCUACACUGAAGUGGAAUAGGGGGUUUAGGAGGGAGGUUGUUAACUUGCGGUGAGGUAGAAGUUUGUGAAUUAUUCAAAAGUAGCCUGUGUACCGGAGUCCUAGCUAGCUAGCUGGUACAGUGUCGCCCCACCUCCCACCUGUGUACCGGAGUCCUAGCUAGCUAGCUGGUACGGUGUCGCCCCCCACCUCCUGCCUGUGUACCAGAGUCCUAGCUAGCUAGCUAGUACAGUGUGUGUGUCCCCACCUCCUGCCUGUGUACCAGAGUCCUAGCUAGCUAGCUAGUACAGUGUGUGUGUGUCCCCACCUCAUGCCUGUGUACCAGAGUCCUAGCUAGCUAGCUAGUACAGUGUCGCCCCCCCACCUCCUGCCUGUGUACCAGAGUCCUAGCUAGCUAGCUGGUACAGUGUCGCCCCACCUCCCACCUGUGUACCGGAGUCCGAGCUAGCUAGCUGGUACAGUGUCGCCCCACCUCCCACCUAUGUACCAGAGUCCUAGCUAGCUAGCUGGUACAGUGUCGCCCCCACCUCCUGCAUGUGUACCAGAGUCCUAGCUAGCUAGUACAGUGUCGCCCCCACCUCCUGCCUGUGUACCAGAGUCCUAGCUAGCUGCUGGUACAGUGUCGCCCCACCUCCCGCCUGUGUACCGGGGUCCUAGCUAGCUAGCUGGUACAGUGUCGCCCC
Oncorhynchus tshawytscha (Chinook salmon) is the source of this 2439-nucleotide messenger RNA. RefSeq names its product protein LYRIC-like. Gene Ontology annotation, cellular component: nucleus. The record is from RefSeq and is a predicted model, not a curated record. The coding region runs from base 104 to 1558 and encodes 484 amino acids. Lineage: Eukaryota; Metazoa; Chordata; Actinopteri; Salmoniformes; Salmonidae. Gene Ontology annotation, biological process: regulation of transcription by RNA polymerase II; negative regulation of apoptotic process; positive regulation of canonical NF-kappaB signal transduction. The transcript has 11 exons. Gene Ontology annotation, molecular function: transcription coregulator activity.